Anopheles merus is the source of this 1644-nucleotide messenger RNA. Its product is annotated as fatty acid hydroxylase domain-containing protein 2-like. Gene Ontology annotation, biological process: sterol biosynthetic process. Lineage: Eukaryota; Metazoa; Arthropoda; Insecta; Diptera; Culicidae. The transcript is spliced from 3 exons. The record is from RefSeq and is a predicted model, not a curated record. Gene Ontology annotation, molecular function: C-4 methylsterol oxidase activity; iron ion binding. Bases 497 to 1423 code for a protein of 308 amino acids.
UUAUAGUUUAACUUUGAGGUACUAUAAUUUAGUUUAUGUGUAAUUAAUUCCCCCCAAAAACAUGGCGAUCACUAUCAAAGCACGAUCAAAUCUUUCGUCGGAACGAUAUAAAGCAAUUUUACGAUGCCUUUCAAACAAACCAUAAAUCUGUAGCGGGGAAAACCCCCCCUCACGAUCAUGGAUUUUUUGGAACUCUUGGUUUCUGUGCGAUCUUUUCUCCUUUUUCUUUGUAAUCGAGCAGAGCACUUUCAUUAAGGCAGGUCAAUAUUACACACAAUCGAGACCUUCAGCGUUUCUGCGAACGCGGAGGAAAGGAUGUGCGACAAAUGUUUCGAUUAUAUCAAUUUGUCUCCACUGUCGGCAGUCAGUCAGUCAGUAAAGCCCCAGACGUACGAUCGUGCAGCUGGCUGGCAGGCUAGUAGGUGAGCUAGUGCGACAAACGUUGGGAUCAGCUGCUGCACCGCGAAAUAUUGAAGUUUUGGCGACUAGCAACAGCAUGGAGUACGCAACAAACCUUUCGGACACGCAUCUGCAGGUGGCCCCGUUGACGCUGGCAAACAUGUCAACGAGUGUAUCACCGACGAUCGCUUUCAACUACCUCGAACGCACGUGGAACUGUCUGCUUGAUGUGAUAGGUGAAGAUCCUGAUGUGCUGUACAUAUGGUUUCUUAUCGCCUACGUGUACGGUCUGUUCUGGAUCGUGGGCCUGGCGUUCGUCACGAUGGACCUAACCGGGCGACCACAGUGCCUGCGGAGGUACAAAAUACAGCCAGGCAAGAAUGAGCCCCUGCCGUGGAACCGGUUCAGGCAGCUCGUCCUGACCGUGCUGCGCAACCAGCUCCUGUACGGCAUACCGACCAGCUACUUAGUGUUUCACAGUCGCAAACUGUGGAUGACCGACGAUAUACCCCCGGUGCGGAUACUUCCUCCGCUCUACACCAUCGCACAGGACCUGCUCGUGUGUAUCCUGUGCUGGGAGAUCGGUUACUACUACACGCACCGGUUGCUGCACAGCCGGCUGCUGUACCGACACUUCCACAAGCAGCACCACGAGUGGGGUGCACCGGUUGCGCUGGCCGCGAUGUACUCCCAUCCGGUGGAGUUUGUCCUGAGCGAUCUGCUGCCCGUGUAUGCCGGGUCGGCAAUAAUGCGCAGUCACGUCUUUACGAUACUGAUUUGGUUCACGUACGUAACGAUCGACACCCUGGCCGACCAUUCCGACUACCAUCUGCCGUUUCUGGCCAGCUCCGAGUUUCAUGACUACCAUCAUCUGAACUUUAACCAGUGUUACGGCAACUUUGGACUGUGGGACAUCGUGCACGGUACGGCGGACGAGUUUCUGAAGAAAAAACAAUUCCGACGACACCGUCGGCUGUUCACCCUACGGUCGGCCCGGGAAUGGAUUCCGGAUACGGAGACGUAGCAUCAGCUUAGCUUGUCCACCAUGCCAAAUUUUAACGGUUUUUUAGUAAUAAAAAACUUAAUUAUAUGUUACCAAAAAAAAACAGAACAAACGAUACACGCUGUGUAAGCUGCUUAUGCGCCUUAGCUUAUUCACACAUAUUUCAAGAUCAUCCAGAAGGUAUUCACGCUUCAUAUAAAUGUCCUUACCGAAAUAUCAACAAACAAAGAAAUUAAACUAUG